Messenger RNA from Pelodiscus sinensis (Chinese soft-shelled turtle), 1416 nucleotides. NCBI's taxonomy places the organism in Eukaryota, Metazoa, Chordata, Testudines, Trionychidae. The record is from RefSeq and is a predicted model, not a curated record.
UUUGUGGUGGAGGUCCAGCCCGUCAUGCCCUUAUUCAACUGGAGGCCCCUGGUUCUGAAAACCAGCAACAAGUUCUCCGUCCGUGCCAGGCUCCUGGUCAAGCUGCAGGAUCGAAGCCACCAGCUGGAGGUGGAAAUCAGCAUUGACAAGGAUCCCCCCAGCCUGAAAGGGUUCCGGAAGUUCAACAUCCUGACUUCCACCAGCAAGUUGCUCCAGGACAACGCCCAGUUGGACGGGCUGGUGUGCGACUUCCGUCACAUAGUAUGGCCAGGGCCUGGACGCCUGGGUCCUCCGCUCAGGGAGGAGAUGGGGGGGCCGGGAGCCCCCCCCAACAGCACACUGACCUGGGCCAAGUUCUCCAAGGACGACCCCCCCAGCUUCUCCUUCUGGACCUGGCUGGAGGGAAUCCUGAACCUCAUCCGGGACCAUCUGGCUCCGCUCUGGAAGGACGGGCACAUCAUGGGCUUCGUGAGCCGCAAGCGGGAGCGGCAGCUGCUGAAGAGGAAGCAGAUGGGAACUUUCCUGCUGCGCUUCAGCGAGAGCACCCGGGACGGCGGCAUCACCUGCAGCUGGGUGGAGCUCGGGGAGAAAGGUCAGCCCAAGGUCCGUUCCGUGGAGCCCUACACCAAGGUGGAGCUGGCGUCUCUGCAGCUGCCCGACAUCAUCCACGACUACCAGCUGCUGGCUGCGGAGAACAUCCCCGAGAACCCCCUCAAGUUCCUGUACCCUGGCACGCCCCGGGACCAGGCCUUCGGGAAGUACUACACCGAGAGGAGGGAAGGUACCGGCCGCUGCCCUCCUGCCUCGGAGCUGCAGGAGCAGAAGAAAUACCUGAACCGGCGGCUGAUCAGAGUGUCCUCCAGGCAGCCCAGUGAAUCCUGGAUCCCAGAGGGCGUGGGGCUAGAGGCUCCCGCAGCAGAGCAGCCAGGGGCCAAUCAUCUGGAGGCCCUGGAUGUACCGGAGCCCGGGGCCAAUUACUUGGCGGCACCAGGGCUAGAGCCCGGGGCCAAUCACCAGGAGAUGCCGAAGCCUGGGGCCAAUCGUCUGGAAAUGCUGGAGCUAGAGGCCAGUCACCUGGGGAUGCUGGAGCCUGGGGCCAAUCCUCUGGAAAUGCUGGAGCUAGAGGCCAGUCACAUGGGGAUGCCGGAGCCUGGGCCCAAUCGUCUGGAAAUGCUGGAGCUAGAGGCCAGUCACCUGGGGAUGCCGGAGCCUGGGGCCAAUCAUCUGGAAAUGCUGGAGCUAGGCACCAAUCACCUGGAGAUGCUGGAAGCGCUGAACAUGAUGAGGUUCGAUUCAUCUGACCCCUUCCUGCCUCCGCCAGAUGAUGCACCCCCGCCAGAGCUGCCUGGCCCCCCCUUGUUCCUGGCGGCUGACGACAUGCCUCCGCUCCAGGUUGACUCCACGGACUUCCAGUGA